Anoplopoma fimbria (sablefish) is the source of this 4936-nucleotide messenger RNA. RefSeq names its product phosphatidylinositol glycan anchor biosynthesis, class O (gene pigo). NCBI's taxonomy places the organism in Eukaryota, Metazoa, Chordata, Actinopteri, Perciformes, Anoplopomatidae. The record is from RefSeq and is a predicted model, not a curated record. Gene Ontology annotation, molecular function: mannose-ethanolamine phosphotransferase activity. Gene Ontology annotation, biological process: GPI anchor biosynthetic process. Gene Ontology annotation, cellular component: endoplasmic reticulum membrane.
CACCUGGUGUUACAUCGAAAACUGCCCGGCCCCGCAUUUCCGCCCGGUUGCAUGCGCGCUGUAGUUCCUAGCUGUCACCAGCCACCUAAUCUCAUUGUACCGGAGUCCAUAUGAAGGUGAGGGAGGUGUCGCGCAGUUCUCCGUUUACCUGAGGCACCUGUGCCCCCUGUGUCGUUAGCACACACACACACACCCCCACCCCCCCUCCGCCCUCCGGCAGAGAGAGGACGAAAACCCGACUGCUACAAGAAUGAAGAGGCUCCCGGUGCUGUGGCUGCUCCUCUGGGUGUGCGCGUUGUACUUUGUGGGCAUCUACCUGUUCGUCGGCGGCUUCCUGCUGGUGAGGCUGGAGGUGAACAGGACCAGCACCUGCGGGGACGUGCUCCAGCCCGGCGAGGAGCCGGCGGACUUCUGCCGCGUCCGGCCUCGUUUCCGUCGGGCCGUCCUCCUCAUCGUCGACGCCCUCAAGAUCGACUUUGCGUGGUUCGACCCCGACAACGCCUCGCCCCGACCCUACGAGAACAAGCUGCCCGUGCUGGAGGAGACGGUGUCGGCCAGGCCGGCCCACAGCCGCCUGUACCCGUUUCGCGCGGACCCGCCCACGACCACCAUGCAGAGGAUCAAGGGCUUCACCACCGGCUCCCUGCCGACCUUUGUGGACGUGGGGAACAACUUCGCGUCCAGUGCCAUCUUGGAGGACAACCUCAUCCACCAGUUUGGGCAAGUGGGCAAACGCGUGGUGUUCAUGGGCGACGACACUUGGGAGAACCUUUUCCCUAAGAAGUUCCACCGCUCCCUGCCCUUCCCUUCUUUCAACGUCAAGGACCUGCACACGGUGGACAACGGGAUCCUCCAGCACCUCUACACCACCAUGGUAGGGGACGAUUGGGACGUCCUGGUUGCCCAUUUCCUCGGAGUGGACCACUGCGGUCACAGGUUCGGACCCGACCACCCGGCCAUGGCCGACAAGCUCACCCAGAUGGACGGAGUCAUCAGGUCUGUGAUGGACCGUCUCCAGAAUGACACCCUGCUGGUAGUGAUGGGAGAUCACGGAAUGACGGACACCGGAGAUCACGGCGGAGAAAGUCAGAAGGAGACGGACGCCGCCAUCUUCCUCUACAGUCCUUCCCCUCUGUUUUCUGCACCGCCAUCCCCGAGCGAACCGGACGUGGUGCCCCAGACAGACCUGGUCCCCACCCUGGCUCUGCUGCUGGGGGUUCCCAUCCCGUACAGCAGUGUGGGGCAGGUUCUCCUGCCUGUGUUUCCUCCUCACGGGCAGACGGAGGACGCAGUUGGAGGUCUCAGCCAGCUGGAGGCGCUGUGGAUCAAUGCAAAACAGGUCAACCGUUUCCUGGAGACGUACUCCGGCAUGGCCAAAGACAUCCCACCAGAGAGCCUCUCUCAGCUGAAGGCCGAGUUCUCCCGCCUCUCCUCGGAGUACCUCGACACGGUUCGACAAGGCCCCCCCUCCCCACGGCUGGCUGCCUCGCUGCAGGCCUACCUCACCUCCGUCAGGGACACCUGCCGAGCCACCUGGGCUCGGUUCAACCCGCUUAAGAUGGCAGCAGGUCUGGCCAUCCUGGCGUUUGCCUGCCUGUCGUGUUUCGUCCUGUCCGAGCUGUCCCUUGCCCUGAUCAGGGAGGACGGACCCGGACUGAGGGCCCCGGUCGUCACAGCGCUGAUGGCAGGGAUUUGCGCGGCCGCUGGUCAGCUGAGUGUGCGGGGCUACAUCGAGCUGGCGUGGUGCCUGGCCGCUGCCGCCUUCAGCUCGGAACUGCUCUUCCUCUGGAGGGCUCGCCGAUCCGGAAUCGUCCCUGUGGUAAAGAACGGAUCCAGAGCCGCGAGGUGGUAUGGCUGGCUGACCCCGCGGCGCCUCCUCGCCCCACCUCUCCUGGUGCCGCUCCUCCGCUGUGCCUCCCUGCUCUCAGACAGCUACGUGAUUGCAGAGGGCCGCGCUGUGACCUUUCUGGUGCUCUCCCUGGCUCUAUAUAUUCCCAUCCGUCUCAACUGGGACGGCCUGCUCCUGCCCCCCAGCCACGACCCCCUGAAGGCGGCGGGGAUCCUGCCCUCCCCAGCGCUGUCACCGUCGACUGUGAGGAAAGAAAGCGGCACCCUCCUAGCCUGCUUGGGGCUUCUCAUCGGCAGCCUCUACCUCUCCCUCUCCUUCCACGCCUGUCGGGAGGAGCAGGGCUCCUGCCAGCCGUCCCCGUUCCUCUCACCCCUGUCCCGGGUGCAGGACAGCCGGCUGAAGAACCUCCACUACGUCCUGUCCGUCUUCGCCCUGGGCCUGUGGACGUAUCUACUGCGACGCUGCCUCCGCCAUUACGGCAACCUCAACUCCACAAGUGGGACGGUGUUCACGGCCCGCUGGGUCCUCCUGCUGCUGUCGGUGUGCCUGGCGCUCUACUGGGCCGUUAGUGCCACGCCAGAGGACAGCUUCAGGAAUCUGGCUGAGCUGAUCGGCCUGGCCCAGCUGGCCCUCCCCAGGGUCGCCUUCUGCCUCCUGGGACUGGGGCUGUCUCUGAUCUGGCUCGACCCCCUCACCGUGUUCGCGAAGACCAGGGCGGCGGCCUCGGCGCGAAUUCCAUCUAUGCCCCCGCCACGCUACAGAGCCAGCACGGGCAUCAGCCCCCAAGCCGAGCUGCACCAUCUCAUCCCGCAGAUCUACCAGCGCAUGCGUCGCUCCCUGGAAGACGGAGAUACGAGCGGGGGUGUCGAGGCGGACGACGGGCCCGCCGUGGAGGCCUACGGACUGGGGACGGUCUACUCCGCCCCUCUGCUGCUGUUCUGUGGCCUGCUGGGGAUCGGCCUGCUGCUGCUGCACCCAGAGGCCAUGGCUCUGUCUUUCCUCCUGCUGCUGCUCGAGAUGGGGGCUCUGCUGCAUAUUCACGCCUCCUCCACCAACCUCAGUGGGCAGCAAGGAACGUGUUCCGGUGGCUUCAAUGUGCCCUGGACUCCAGUGGUGCUGUGGUCGCUGGCUGCCACCCAGUUCUUCCACGCCACGGGUCACCUCCCCACCUUCCCCUCCAUCCAGUGGGGCGCCGCCUUCGUGGGAUUCCCCGAUGGCCACACAGGCACAGUGCUGCCUGCCUCCCUGGUCACCCUCAACACUUUUGCCUCACACAUCUUGUUCUCAGUGGGUUGCCCGCUGCUGCUGUUCUGGCCCCUGGUGUGUGAGGUGCGUGGGAGCAGGGGAGGAAGAGCCUGCGGGGACGAGGGGGAGGACGCCGUGAUGGAGAUGAGGCUGAGAGAAAACCCCCAGCAGUUCAGCUCGGCCCUCCUACAGCUUUCAACGCGCUACCUCUUUAUUCUCGGAGCACAGGUCUUUGCUUCAGUCUGUGCUGCUGCUAUCCUCAGGAGACACCUAAUGGUGUGGAAGGUUUUUGCGCCCAAGUUAAUGUUUGAGACCUCGGGGUUCCUGGUGAGCAGCGUGUCUCUGCUGAUCGGGGUCUCGUUAGUGCUGAGAGUGGACGUGGCCGUGGCCCGCUGGUUUAAGAAACUCCUCCCCGAUGCAUCCAGGUAGCGACGGCGCUGCUGCUGCUUUACCAGCGAAAGUCCACCAGAGCUCACUGUGCCACAGAGAAAAACAGACACGGCGGUGGUGGUGUCACUGUAAUGUUUUACUUGGAUCCUUCACAACAAAAUAUAAAAAAAACAUUGCCAUCAUGUGUCUAGCGUAAGGAUCCCCACAAACGGGUGGCGUGAGGUUGCCACUUAUUGUAACUCCUUUGAGGGCUACGUUGUGCAUUACUGACCGGCUCCUCUUCAGCCAGAGGGACUUUGGGAACCUCACAUCUUGGACUGACUGCAUCCUGAGUCGCAUUGAAGAUGUUUUUUGUUUUUUUUACAAAGAUAAGACGAUAAGCUCGUAGACCACCUCACUCGGCUCAUGAGGUUGAAGGCUUUUAUUUGUACAAGGUCAUGUAUGGAACAGCAGUUUCUGAAUGUCUCUUCUAAACUCCUGUUUUCUUAACCCAUCAAAAGGGAUUCAUCCAGAGCGUGGAUGAAACCUUCUGAGGCCAGACAGACUUGCAAGUGGGUCACGGUGCAGCAGCCAAAAUAGCUUUACUAAAUACAAAAACAGAAAACAGUUUACUAGUUACAUAACUGUCACUGCUGGCUAGCAACAGCGUUUUAGAUACAAAUUGGCCUGUUGCAAGUUGAAUACUAUGAAGAGGGGGGGAAAUGAAAUUUAAAGGAAAUAAAUAACAUGACCACUUUCAACCACUGAAGCCGAUCUGCCACCCAGUCUGGAGCUGCUUAGUGAUCAAUUUGCAGGCAGAUCUGCUCCAUUUGGUGAAAUCCAUCGUCAUCAAGUGCAAGUUCUGGAAGAAUGUUUCCAUUCUUUCUCUUUUUUUUUUGUACUUUUUGUAUUUUCAAGAUGUUGAAAUAACCAGCAUGUCUGGUUACUGCCAGUUCACAUAGUAUUACUGUGAAUUUUUUUUUUUUUUACACAGUUUCAGUCCCUUAAUCUGUUCCUAACUUUAUUUAUAAUUCAGAUUCUUUUAAUCACUAAUGAUGCAUUUUUUUAAAAUCUCAAAUCAAAUGUUUGUAUUAAUAAGGCCUCGUUCAUCCUUUUCAGUGGAAUAGGUGCCUAGCUUUGACCAAUGCCUUUUUUGAUUUUCUUCUCAUGUAAUUAUGUCAUUACAUUAAAUCCAGGAUCUGCAAAAACGCCAACCGUUGAUUUACUUUUUGCUCGAGGUCUGAGUCAGCAUCUGUCGUUUGAUCUACUGUGUGUCCAGCUGCAGUCAGCAGCUAAAGCUCAUUAGCUAAUGCAUGAUAUCCAAUGAAUGUUGACUCAGGUUGAAUUGGCUACAAUGCAAUGGUACUGAUGGUUGUACUGGAGCGACUGGUCAUGUAGAGCGGCUGCUGUAGUGAUGGUUCAGCUAGGUUGAGUGAUGACGGGGUACUUUUUUUUUCUUUUUUUCUUUUUUCU